CGAGUUAGAUCGCUGAUUAUUCUUGUUAUCGCGUGUGCACUUUUGUCGUAAUAUGUCUUACGAUUAUGAUGAGAAUACUGUUGUAGAUGAGUUUUCGUCUAUGGCUAUCCAUUCAAAUGGUCCAGAUGGUGGUGCCGCCAAACUUUAUGUGCCUCCUCAUUUGCGAAAUCGUGGAACUUCAGAUGGUCUCGCAGACUCUGUAAAUGAUUUUAGUCAAUUUAGUCGCCCUUCCCGUGGUAUUGGUGGUGAUAACUUUCGUGGACGUCCUUUUCGUGGUUCGUAUAGUAACAGGGGAUCAAAAGUUGGGAACGAAAGGCAGCAAUCUGACUCACGGUGGUCAAGCUUCAACGUGAAUACUCAGUCACGGGGUGGUCAUUCUACUUUGGGGUCAAAUGUUCCCAGACGCAGUUGGAAUGCACCCACUGAAGACUGGACUCAACAGUUGCCACGAAACGAGCGUACAGAACAAGAGCUUUUCAAGAAAGUGAGCGCAGGCAUAAACUUUAACCAAUACGACAACAUUCCUGUAAAUGCGACGGGGCCAAACUUUAACGACAGUGCAUCAACUAUAUCUUCAUUUACCGAACUUUCACUUCAUAAAAUUGUACGUGACAACGUUGAACUGGCCAACUAUGAGCGUCCUACACCAGUACAAAAGCAUGCUAUACCAAUAAUUGCAUCAGGUCGGGACCUAAUGGCAUGUGCACAAACUGGUUCAGGAAAAACUGCUGCAUUCCUUAUUCCAAUCCUAAACAACAUGAUUAAGCAAGGUCCCGGUGAUUCUAUAUGCGCCACUAUAAACAACAACCGAAGAAAACAGUUCCCUGUAGCUCUUAUACUGGCUCCAACUCGCGAAUUAGCAUCGCAGAUUUUUGAUGAUGCCCGAAAGUUUUCCUAUAGAUCUCUUAUCAGACCAUGUGUUCUUUACGGUGGUGCUGAUAUGAGAACGCAGUUGAUGGAGUUGUCCGAAGGCUGUAAUCUGUUAGUUGCCACUCCAGGUCGACUAAGUGAUGUUUUAGAACGGGGUCGAGUCGGCUUAGACCAUUGUCGGUUCCUUGUUCUUGACGAAGCUGAUCGUAUGUUAGACAUGGGGUUCGAACCACAGAUUCGUCGUAUUGUGGAGCAAGAUGCUUUCCCACCUUCCGGCGAGAGACAGACGCUUAUGUUCUCGGCAACUUUCCCCAAUGAGAUUCAGAUUUUAGCCAAAGAUUUCUUAAGCAAUUAUAUAUUUCUGACCGUUGGACGUGUUGGGAGUACGAGUGAAAAUAUCACGCAAACGAUACUUUGGGUUGAGGAGAAUGCUAAACGAGAUACUCUAAUCGAUUUGCUUGCUCACUCAGAAGCAGGUACACUAACAUUAGUUUUUGUUGAAACAAGACGGGGUGCAAACGCUCUUGAAAACUAUUUAUACUCACAGAAGUUUCAAGUUGCCAGUAUACAUGGAGAUCGUACUCAGGAAGAUCGAGAAUUAGCGUUGUCUUGUUUUCGUUCAGGAAGAACGCCAGUGCUCGUUGCAACAGCUGUUGCAGCUCGUGGUUUGGAUAUUCCAAAUGUCAAGGUAAGCUCCUACCUAACUCGCUUUGAUAAUCCUAUGCAUUCGUUUUUUGUUUUUUCAUUGUUUAAACGUAUUCCCCUUAUUUGUUGAAUGCUGCACUUGUCGUCAUAUACUACAUAUUUAACUCAUUCAUUAUGCAUUCCAAUAAGUUGUGUACCAACUUUACUUAAAGAACGUUCGCCACAUCAGUUCAUUCUUGAUAGAAGUUCGAUAAAACUAUAAUCUUUCCGAUAUCGUACGAUUUAAGUGAGGGUUUUAUUUGCAAAAAAUAUUCUCACAUUUCAGUGAAUCUAAUCAUUACAUUCAUAUUUAAGAUAUAAAUCUUGUAAACUCAUACAGUUUACUGAUUCAUUUGCUUUAGUUGUGCGGAAAAUAUAUCUGCACAUUCGAAGUAUAAAGAUGCUUACGAAUUAUGAUUUAUUAACUUGAAUUAUGGAAGGCCAGUUCAUUUAGGCGAACCCGCAAUAUAACAGUAUAAGAAGUAAAGGAGCCGAAAAUCCGGCACAUCUAUUCUACUAGUAUGUAUUUGUACCUAUUUCCACGCAGGACCAAUUGAUCAUAAAUCUUGAUAGGGUACCACGACUCUGAAGCAUUUUAAGACAAAGCAGUGUGAGACAAUAUAACAUUCAUUUGCGACCACACAUACUUGACAUAAAAACAAACUUCGCUCACUCAAAAUCCAAUAUAAUCACGUUAAAAACUAAAAUGCUUAAGUACUUUCGGCUUUCACAUGUCCUCUACUCGUGCGGAGUUUAGUUAUACAACUCAGUCUAUUAAACAUUUGGACUUAAUUUAGACACACACUUGGAAUAUAUUCCAUGUGACUCAAACGUGCGAAAGUUAGGCAAAUAUCAUGCAAAAAUCCUGUUGGCAACCACACUAUCGGCACUGAUAGGCUAUUGUUAACUCACUUAAGGAUUUAGAUUUGUUUGCUUGACUUUGAAACGCAUUAAUGUGGGAGAUAAUGAUAAUACCCAGUUACUCAAACCGAUAUGAGUGAAUCGUGGUUCAAACCUGCCACUUGUUAGCGAAAAGUCAGUCGCCUUAACGACCAAUGAAACUUCUAAAUUCUGUUGUCAACUUAUUCGCCUAUGCUACUCUUAGUCGAACUAGCUUAUCCGCAACUGAAAUGAUGAAUAUCUCGUUUGAGGGUAAACUGUAGUAAAGGUACAAAUUGACAAUCGCAUGCGUGUAAAGUGCAGUUGUUGCACCUGUCCAACUAUCAUUUAUUUCAGUAUACUACAUCGUGGUCGGUUUUGAUCCCAUCAUCUGUAAUCUCUAACUGUCGAUUUACAUCACUUCCAAGUCCACAUUUCUCUAGACCAACUCGAACGAAAAACACUUACCCGAGAGUAUGUCGUUAUUUAACUAUUGUUAUUCCACCGGUCCAACCACAUCUAAGUUAUGUUUGUAUGUGCUUCAGAACAUCUAAUAGUUUCAUUCUCAAUAGGUAUGGCUUGUUACCCACUAAGAAUGGACUCAGUCUAUGUGUAUUACCUCAUCCUUUUGGCUUUCCGAGUUUCACAAAUAACGCGUAAAAUCCUACGUCUCUCUGGCAUGUAAAUUUAAAUCCUCAUUGUUUAUUACAUUUACAAUACAGCACGUUAUCAAUUACGAUCUUCCGUCAGAUAUUGAAGAGUACGUACAUCGCAUCGGCCGAACUGGUCGUGUUGGAAAUCUUGGACUGGCUACUUCUUUUUUCAAUGACAAAAACCGCAACUUGGCCCGUGGUCUAGUUGAGUUGCUUGAAGAAGCUAAUCAGGAUAUCCCGCCUUGGUUGAAAGCAAUUACAGGAGACGCAAGGCCUACAAGUUUCCAACGUCCAAGAAAUAAUCGUCGGUAAUUUUACAACUCAUCUCUGAUUUCUUACAUUGCACAAGUUGUCAUGACUACUGGGCCGUCUAGAUCAUCUCAUUAGGAAGUUAGGGUGAAGCAUUCCGAAAAUUCUGUUCCGUAACAAUACUACGUAGUGAUUUAAAAUAUGGAGACGACUCAGUUUCAUUUAUCUUAAGGUUUAAGGACGUUGCUUGGACACUAUGUUUCGUAAGUCCAUAAAAAUAGUUACUUUCAGACUUGGCUUUACAAUUAUACUUUUGAGUGUUAAAAAAGAUAACGCCAUAGGAAGUGGCAACGUAUCUGAUUGACUUUGUUAAACCUGACAGACGGUAAAUGCAUCAACUGACAAACCACAGAUAAGCUAUCUUGAUAUCACUAAAAUAUGAUUUUCAGCUGACUAACCCAGUUGGUAAUCUGCGCAUUAUUCCACAACGAUGCUGCUAGCUUCAAGAUCAACACAGGCUAAUCUAAUCACAAUAAAAUUUGUUUGUCUACCAAGUUGUUUGAGUGGGUGUGCCAAAUAAAAUAUAUUUGACUCAUGUUGAACCAUUUAACUUGCAGUUUUGGAAUGUACACUGAUCCGUUUUCCAUCCUUUGAAUUAGGAGUAGUCAUUUUGUCAUAAGUCAUUACUGUUGGGUCUCUUGUUACAUUGCUGAAUAUAAUUAAACUUUUAUUUCAGUGGCGGUUUUGGUGCUCGUGAUUAUCGACAAACUCCCUCACGUGGUGCUAAUAAUUCUAAUCGUCCUACUGGCCCAACGUCUAGAGACUAUGGAUUGCUUCGCGAUAGUAGCUAUUACGAUUCACAACCAUGCUCGGUGUCACAGAGUUCUCCAGACUGGUGGGGCAAUUAGCAGUCAUAAUUAACUACCAUGAACAAUACACUUUUUGAUCCUGUCGUUUUUUAUAAUUUAAAUCAUUUUCGACAAUUUUUACAUCAGCGGAAACUUGCUUUCAUAAUUUACUUUGGAAUUCACGCCACCAAAUAGGUGCAGUUGUUGUCCCUUCCCAAAUUUAGUUUUGAUUACCAAUUCAGUAUGUGCAUCCAUGUGGGCAUAAUAGCGGUAAUUCUCCAUAGAUAUCAUUUGUGAAUUGCCGCUGUUCUUUCCAAAACCUGCAUUUAUUUUUGUCAAGGUGUGAUUUUCCCAGUGAAUUAAAAUGAGUUGGACCGCUUUUUGGUAUUUGGAAAAAGCUUGUAUUGAAUAAAAAACUAGAUU
Schistosoma intercalatum is the source of this 4606-nucleotide messenger RNA. The record is from the annotation of a GenBank genome assembly. NCBI's taxonomy places the organism in Eukaryota, Metazoa, Platyhelminthes, Trematoda, Strigeidida, Schistosomatidae.